This is a messenger RNA of Mesocricetus auratus (golden hamster), 768 nucleotides long. RefSeq names its product THO complex subunit 4-like. The transcript has a single exon. Gene Ontology annotation, biological process: mRNA export from nucleus. Lineage: Eukaryota; Metazoa; Chordata; Mammalia; Rodentia; Cricetidae. Gene Ontology annotation, molecular function: mRNA binding. The record is from RefSeq and is a predicted model, not a curated record. Gene Ontology annotation, cellular component: nucleus.
AUGUCCAACAAAAUGCAUUUGUCUUUGGAGGACAUCAUUAAGCUGAAUCAGAGUCAGCGAGGAGGUCGAAGUGGAGGCCAGGGCUGCAGCAAGGCUGACUCCAAGAGCAGCCGCGGCUGUGCCAUGCAGUCUUCUGCGCUGGUGAAUUGAGGCAUCACACCUCUGAGGAUCUAGCCUUCCAUCUCUGACAGCACUGCAGGUGGUGGCAGGAGCCAACUGGAUCGCUACAGCAGGCCAAAACAACUUCCAGACAAGUGGCAUCAUGACCUAUUCGACAGAGGCUUCAGGGAUGGAGCCAGCAUGGAGACCAUUGGAAAGCUGUUGGUGUCAAACCUUGACUGCAGGAUGUCAGACACAGAUAUUCAGGAACUCUUCUCAGAGUUUGGAACACUGAAGACAGGAACUGUGCACUACGAUCAAUCUGGACAAAGUUUAUGGACAGCAGAUAUGUAUUUUGAACUGAAGGCAGAUGCCCUGAAGGCUAUGAAACAGUCCAAUGUUGUCCCAUUAGAUGGCUGCCCCAUGAACAAUCAGCUGGUCACAUCACAGGUUGACAUGCCAAGAAGACAUGUACAGAGCAUAACCAGAGAUGGCAUGAGGAGAAACGGUGGCUCUGGGGGUUUUGUUGGUGGUGGCACCCAGAGAUGGAUCCAUGGAGGCAGCCAUGGAAGAGGUAGAGGUACGGGCAGGAACUCAAAGCAGCACCUUUCUGCGGAGCAGUGGGAUGCACAGUUGGAUACUUACAAUGCUCAGAUGGACACCAGUUAA